This is a messenger RNA of Oryza sativa Japonica Group (Japanese rice), 2267 nucleotides long. RefSeq lists its product as uncharacterized. Gene Ontology annotation, molecular function: zinc ion binding; nucleic acid binding. NCBI's taxonomy places the organism in Eukaryota, Viridiplantae, Streptophyta, Magnoliopsida, Poales, Poaceae. The record is from RefSeq and is a predicted model, not a curated record.
UAGAAACACGUGAUGCCCCGUUUUGACAGUAAUGGAUCCCCCCAAAUCCACUCACCUCCAACAGUUGGUUCCCCAUCUCCAUCAUCUGUGGGGAGAGAGCCCGAGAAAUUUAGGGUUGAGAGGUGAGUGGCGGCGGAAGGAAUCCACAAGUUGCAAGGGUGUGGAGGCGGAGGAGUGGCCUCGAUUGGGGAUCGGAGGUGGUGAAUCUCGGUGGAGAGGCACAAUCCAAGGCGAUAAGCGUCGAUUUGCAAGGGUGGUUCGUGGGCGAAUGGCGAAUCAAGGGCAUCCAGGCGGAGGGUGGCGUCGGCGUCCAGCCGUGGUGAGGAAGGUCGCCCUCCCGCAGUGGCGCACCAGGGGGGCUCCUCGCAAGCUGGGAGUGAGCAAUCCACCAAGGCUGGAGGUGGAGAGAUGAGGGGCCAGAUGAACAAAGGGGGGAAGCUGCAGCAAUAUCGUCCAGUUCAGAAGGAGAAGAAUCAAACUGAAGAGAAGAUUGCGACAUCUGCAGUGACUCCUCAGACUGCAACCCAGCAACCAACUCCACCACCCAAUUCUCGCACUGGUAUGCAAACUAACCCACAGAGAAUUUUCUGCCACAGAUGCAAAGGUUUUGGCCACAUGGCUAGGGAUUGUAGCAAUGUUGUCUUCUGUAUAAAUUGUGCCAAACCCACACAUAGGACAGAGGAUUGCAUCUAUGACAAGCAGCCGAGGCCUAUGGCAAAGCUAGUAGGGUAUGGUGCUCCAGGUUUAGGUUGCAUCUUAAUUCAAAACACUAAGCCUGACCCACCUAAGGAGCAUAAUAAUCCUCUGGCUAUGAUCUCUACUGUCUUUGGUGGAGAAUUGACAGAAGCUCAACUUGAGCAAGGUUUCACGCAACAAUUUAAGUGGAAUUGGGUUUGGAAAGCUAAAGCAAUGCCUAAUGGAAGCUUUCAGAUGAGAUUUCGUAACAAGAUAAAGUUUGAUGAGCUUGCAAACUUUGAUUAUUUCAAUGUCAAGGGCACUGAUGUGCAAGUUAAUGUGAAAGAAUGGACCCAGAAAUCUGAAGCAGUUGGGAAGUUGCAUAUUGUCUGGGUCAAAAUCACUGGAAUUCCUGAGGAAAUGAAGGGUUACCAAGCUUUGUAUGAAAUUGGGUCAAAUCUAGGGCCUGUCUUGGAGGUUGAUAUGGCUACUUUCAGAGCUAGCAAUGUGAUCAGGGCAAAAGUUGGAAUGAUGGAGCUGGGUGUUCUGCCUUUGAAACUAGUGUUAACUUCUCCCAAGGGACUUUUGUUCCAAGCUCAUUUCAGUCUAGAGGAGGUGGUGGAACUGGGGUGGUUUAGUGAUCAGCUAGAUGACACUUUUGAGAAAAUUGAGAUACAAGAAAAUACUCUGGAGGGUAGCAGUCAGAGAGAGGGUAAGCAAGUUGUGGUGGUGGAUCCCAUGACAGAAGAUCACCAUGUCAGUAAGACGGGUAACGGGCUAUUGAAGUUUGUCAGAAGCAAGUCCUGGUGCCAGAAUUGAUGCUGGGAGAACAUAAGAUCAAAUGUGCACAGAUCUUGAGAGACAUGGAGUUGGCAAUGCAACUGCAGAAAGGAGACUGUAUUCUGACUCAGUGCUGUGAAGGAAGGAAAGAGGUUGGGAAAAAGGAAAUGUCACAGGAGCAGGUUGAUACUCUGCAGCAACCGAUGAAUCAAAAGUUGGCUGAAGAAUUAGAAAGCUCUUAGACAGAUGUUCCAGGGGAUAAGGAGAAUAGAGUCAGUUUUGAUAUGGGUUUGAAUCAAGAAGACAAGGACAAAGUAGAUCCGGGGGACAGUGAAGAUUACAUGGAUUCUCAGGAGUCUAAGGGAAGUUUUGCUAAGAGGUUGGGGAUUAAUCUAACUGAAGAAGCUCUUGGAAGUCAAGAUGAAGAGAUGAGGAGAAGCAAGAGACUGAAAGACAAGGAAGAUAAGAGGUCCCAAGAGAUGGCAAUGGAAAGGAAAGAAGCACAAAAUGCUUUCAUCAAUAAAAAUUCCCUCCUUCAUACAUGAAUCAAAUGUCUCUUUAAUUGAUAUUGCUAGUGUUUUAGGGGUCAAUCUGGGUUGUGCUGUUGAUGAUAUAGCCUCUAAUAUUAAUCUGAUUAGAGACUUAGAGAUGGCCAGAAUUAACCUCUUUCUGAAAGAGGGAACAAAUUCUGAAGGUCAACAUUGUCUUGAUUCCUUUGAGAAUUCAAAUCCUGAUUUAAAUGUUUUUUCUGAUGAUUUGGAUUCUGAAACUAAUGAUGAGGAUUUUAAAGAAAUUGAGCAUGUGCUUAAACA